AUGAUAAAGAAUCUUGAUUUUCCGGUGGGUCGGGCCGGUCGGCUCCUCCUCUGCGCCGCCCUGCUCCUCCUCCUCCUCCCGCCAGCACCCGCCGUCGCCUCCGGAGAGUGCAAGUGCGAGCCGGAGGCCCCGGAGUACCGGGACAAAUCCCUCGCCACCAAGUACAAGGCAGUUGCGAUCGCCUCCAUCCUGGCGGCCGGCGCCGCCGGCGUCUUCCUCCCGGUUGUCGGGAAGCGGGUACCGGCGCUGAGCCCCGAGAGGAGCAUGUUCUUCGUGGUGAAGGCCUUCGCCGCCGGCGUCAUCCUGGCGACGGGGUUCAUCCACGUUCUGCCGGACGCCUUCGAGAGCCUGACCUCGACGAACCUGACCGACGGCGGGGGGCCGUGGGGAGAUUUUCCGUUCGCGGGGUUCAUCGCCAUGCUGGCGGCCGUCGGGACGCUGAUGGUGGACACGUACGCCACGUCGUACUACCGGCGGCGGAUGGCGGGGAAGACGGAGGCCGUCGGAGGGGGAGGUGAUCGCGAGGAGCUUCCGGUGCACACGCACGCCGGCCACGGCCAUGCGCACGGGGCGGUGGCAAUGGAAGCCGGCGGCGAGGGCGAGUUGCUUCGCCACCGUGUGAUUUCCCAGGUGUUGGAGUUAGGAAUAAUAGUCCACUCUGUGAUAAUUGGUGUUGCUUUGGGUGCUUCUGAAAAUCCUAGAACAAUAAGGCCUCUAAUUGCUGCUUUGACCUUUCACCAGUUCUUUGAAGGCAUAGGGCUUGGAGGUUGCAUAGCUCAGGCGAAAUUCAACGUGCGUUCGGUGAUAACGAUGGCGCUUUUCUUCUCGAUAACGACGCCUGCUGGUAUCGCCAUAGGCAUCGGCGUAAGCAACAUGUACAACGAGGAAAACCCGAAGGCACUCAUAGUCGAGGGGGUUUUCAACUCGGCUUCGGCAGGGAUUCUCAUCUACAUGGCCCUUGUGGAUCUUCUUGCUGCUGAUUUUAUGAACCCUAAAUUGCAAAACAAUGGGAAACUGCAAAUGUUGGCUAAUGCCUCACUACUCUUUGGGGCUGGCUGCAUGUCUCUUUUGGCUAAGUGGGCUUAA
Molecule: messenger RNA, 1086 nt
Organism: Striga hermonthica
Lineage: Eukaryota; Viridiplantae; Streptophyta; Magnoliopsida; Lamiales; Orobanchaceae
Source: the annotation of a GenBank genome assembly